Pygocentrus nattereri (red-bellied piranha) is the source of this 2703-nucleotide messenger RNA. RefSeq names its product solute carrier family 33 member 1 (gene slc33a1). The record is from RefSeq and is a predicted model, not a curated record. Bases 177 to 1817 code for a protein of 546 amino acids. Gene Ontology annotation, molecular function: acetyl-CoA transmembrane transporter activity. Lineage: Eukaryota; Metazoa; Chordata; Actinopteri; Characiformes; Serrasalmidae. The transcript is spliced from 7 exons. Gene Ontology annotation, cellular component: membrane.
CAUUCAACACUGGACACUUCACACUCAGCAGUGGACAUUUAUCGCCACUGGACGCGAGACGCUCUGUUUUCCCGGUUUAUAUGCUCGUUAAUGCGUUAGCUGCUGACAUUGCAUGUGGUGUGUCAUCAUGACAGGUUCGUUGCGGGCACAGCUGGUUUGAUGCCCAGUGAGCUACCAUGGAGCUGUCUGAGUCCAUAAGGCACGCAAACGGGAGGCAGAGGAAGCCUGUGGUGGUCACUACGGACAUGAGUGACCGGGAGGCCAAGAUGUCCGACCAGGAAACGGUAGACGAGGAAGAGGCCCUGAUCCGGAGCUCAGACAGCGAGGAUGGACACCCCAGAGUGCGCAACGGUAUCCGAGGAGAACUGGGCAAUGUAUCCCUGCUCCUCUUCCUCUACAUCCUCCAGGGCAUUCCUUUAGGACUGGCCGGCAGCAUCCCUUUGAUCAUGCAGAGCAAGAACGUCAGCUACAGAGACCAGGCCUACUUCAGCUUCGUCUUCUGGCCCUUCAGCCUGAAGCUGCUGUGGGCGCCGCUGGUGGACUCGCUCUAUGUCCAGCAGUUUGGACGCAGGAAGUCCUGGCUGGUGCCCACUCAGUACCUGCUGGGGCUCUUCAUGCUGGGGCUGUCGUUCACCGUGGACUCUCUCCUUGACACGAAUGGAUCUAGGGGGCCGGACGUGGUCACCCUGACUUCCGUCUUCUUCAUGCUGGCUUUUUUGGCGGCCACGCAGGACAUUGCGGUAGAUGGCUGGGCUCUGACCAUGCUGUCCAGGGAGAAUGUAGGAUACGCUUCUACUUGUAACUCUGUGGGUCAGACAGCCGGCUACUUCCUGGGGAACGUCCUGUUUCUGGCCCUGGAGUCGGCUGAUUUCUGCAACAAGUACCUGAGGUUUGAGCCGCAGGAGCAGGGCAUUGUCACACUGUCAGACUUCUUGUUUUUCUGGGGGAUCGUGUUUAUGGUGUCCACUACCCUGGUGGCCAUUAUUAAGAAGGAAAACAGCAAACAGCAGCGCUCCAAGAAGAGGCCGAAAGAGGAGACCCAGGGCGUUUUGGAGACCUAUAAGCUCCUGUUCUCCAUCAUUAAGAUGCCUGCCGUCUUCACCUUCUGCUGCUUGCUUCUGACAUCCAAGAUCGGAUUUUCUGCAGCAGAUGCAGUGACAGGGCUGAAGCUGGUGGAGGCCGGUGUGCCCAAAGCUGAGCUGGCUCUGCUGGCUGUGCCGAUGGUGCCCCUGCAGAUCCUGCUGCCGGUGGUUAUCAGUAAAUACACAGCUGGACCUCGACCGCUUGACAUCUUUUACAAGGCCUUUCCUUUCAGGUUGCUGAUUGGUUUGGAGUAUGCUCUGCUGGUGUGGUGGACUCCCAGUGUGAAGCAUGAUGAGGGCUUCCCUGUGUAUUACUACGCUGUGGUGCUGCUCAGCUAUGCUGUACAUCAGGUGGCACUGUACAGCAUGUAUGUGGCCUGCAUGGCUUUCCACGCUAAGGUGAGCGACCCAGUGAUAGGCGGCACAUACAUGACUCUGCUGAACACGGUGACGAACCUGGGGGGAAACUGGCCCUCCACACUGGCCCUGUGGCUGGUGGACCCCCUCACCUCUAAAGAGUGCCGGGGAGCGCCCAGCCAAACCUGUGGCUCUGUCGAAGAAGCUGGGCUGUGUGUUAAAGAAGGCGGUGCGUGUUUUACGACGCUGGACGGUUACUACGUGGAGUCGAUGGUGUGCGUGGUCAUUGGGUUAUGCUGGUGGCUAUUCUUGGGGAAGAAAAUGAAGCAAUUGCAAGAAGAGGGCUCAUCAGCGUGGCACUGCAGGAUCCGCAAAUAACACAACGUUGUCGGACACCACGAGCACAAAGCCUUGGACUCGAAAAGGAACAGUUGAAAUGCUAGCACUGUUAACGAUGAAUGAAUAAAAUCUGACAGGGGACUGAUUAGGGUGAUAGGAUCUGCAUUAUGCUGACUAUCCCCCACUGGACUUCACUGCACUUAUGAUUAGCAGUGUUGGCAUUUCUGGUUGAUGCAUCACUUACACUGGCACACUUUUCCUUUUCAGGACACUGAAUGCCUUCCCGUAUUUCUCACACUCGUAAUUUUCUUUCUAGACUUCCGGCUGCUGGGCCGAGGCUCUGAUAAAGGAGCUUUAACCUUCGUGCGGUUUGCAGAUUAGUACGAUUUUCCGUACUGGAAGGUCCUUACUGUGGCUUCUCCCUCUCCAUUUCACCAUAUGCGCGAUUUAAAACGGGGGAAAAGAGGGCAUACGUUUCAUUCAUAGUACUUUGUGGUUCUGUACUGUGUCGGCAGGAUUCGGAACGGCUCUGCCAUCUCGUCUUCUGUUCUGAAUAUCUAACCAGGCUUACUUGAGUUUCCUGUGCCUUGUUGGUUUUUGCUUUGCUUUGUUUGCAGUUCCUAGAUCGAAAACUAUUCCCAGUAUUUGCUCUGAAUCAGGAGAGUGGAAUAUUUUAAACAUCAGCCUCGUUUGUUUUGUUGCUUUGUUCAUUUUUCCUGCACCGAAGCAAAAGGGAAGUUUCUCAGCAGGGUAGCUGUUCCUACUCUGAACCAAAUGUGGGAUGACAGUAGAUUCUGUUUCAUCUACCGACUGAAGCUCUGUUACAGCAGUUUGGCAGCGCUUUGGAUAUUGUUUGGCACCUACAGGUUAUUUUAGAGAAACAAUGAGCAUUUUAUAUAUAUGUAUAUAAACUGAUAAGGGAUAA